AUGGCAACAUACACUUGUCAUAGAAUUUCAGUGAUGUUCUUGCUCUUGUUCAUUAUGAGUUCCAUCAUGGUUGCUUAUGCUGGUACCUUUUAUGAAGAAUUUAACAUAACAUGGGGUGAACAACAUGCUACAAUACUCGAUAACGGAAAGCUCCUCACUCUUAAUCUUGACCAGAUUUGUGGCUCCGGCUUCCAAUCCAAAAGAUCAUAUCUAUUUGGAAGGAUCGAUAUGCAGCUAAAGCUUGUCUCCGGCGACUCAGCUGGCACUGUCACGGCUUACUAUUUAUCCUCAGAGGGACCAAACCACGACGAGAUUGAUUUUGAGUUCUUGGGAAACCUGAGUGUAGAUCCCUAUAUUCUCCAUACAAACGUGUUCACGCAAGGUAAAGGAGAUAGAGAGCAACAAUUCUACCUCUGGUUUGACCCAACAAAAGAUUUCCACACCUAUUCCAUUGUUUGGAAUCCACGAUGCAUCAUUUUAUUAGUGGAUAACAUCCCCAUAAGAGUAUUCGAAAACCAAGAAUCCAUUGGGAUUCCCUUUCCAAAGAGCCAGCCCAUGAAGCUUUACUCUAGCCUUUGGAACGCAGACCAAUGGGCAACGAGAGGUGGGCUCGUGAAAACAGAUUGGUCCAAGGCUCCUUUCACUGCCUACUAUCGAAACUUCAAUGCCAAUAAUGCCUGUGUGUGGUCUGGGGACUCAUCUUCUUGCUCUUCAUUGUCUACCAAUGCUAUGACUAAUAGAGCUAAUUGGCAAACUCAAGGACUCGAUGCAAAUGGGAGAAGAAGACUCAGAUGGGUGCAAAAGUAUUACAUGAUUUACAACUAUUGUACCGAUUUUAAGCGAUUUCCCGAGGGUCAGCCUAGGGAGUGCCCGCACUCUAGGUUCCUUUAG
Messenger RNA from Quercus lobata, 891 nucleotides. Its product is annotated as xyloglucan endotransglucosylase/hydrolase 2-like. The transcript has 3 exons. Gene Ontology annotation, cellular component: cell wall; apoplast. Bases 1 to 891 code for a protein of 296 amino acids. Gene Ontology annotation, molecular function: xyloglucan:xyloglucosyl transferase activity; hydrolase activity, hydrolyzing O-glycosyl compounds. NCBI's taxonomy places the organism in Eukaryota, Viridiplantae, Streptophyta, Magnoliopsida, Fagales, Fagaceae. The record is from RefSeq and is a predicted model, not a curated record. Gene Ontology annotation, biological process: xyloglucan metabolic process; cell wall biogenesis.